AUGAACCCUCGGUUAACACAUGGCCAUGAAAGCCUGUUCUACGUUAGUGGCAUUCUUGGCACUAGUCUCCAUGAAAGGAAUGCCGAUUUCAUCAGCGAAAGCCUUUACCAAAGUGGGGAAGAAAAUAAGGAUAAACUUGAAUUUUGGAUCAGCUUCUCAGAGACUAAACUAAUAAGAGGGCAAACAGGGAAAAAUGUCUACCUUAGCUGUCUCAUAAGGGACAGCUCUGUUUUCGGCAAGGUCACACUUGUUUCCUACCAGAAGUUUGUUUACAUUCUCACUGGCAUACCGAUCGAUUUCGUUCAACCAUUGCUUCACAUUGUUGAAGCUCUCCAUGUCAGUUACAUCAUAUACUAUCUGCCACACAAUUCCAAGUUGUACAGCAGGUUUAGGAUCACAAAAGCAAAAAGUGAACUAGAAGGGAUAAAAAUCAACAUGAAAAAAAACUAA
Messenger RNA from Striga asiatica, 450 nucleotides. The record is from the annotation of a GenBank genome assembly. NCBI's taxonomy places the organism in Eukaryota, Viridiplantae, Streptophyta, Magnoliopsida, Lamiales, Orobanchaceae.